This is a messenger RNA of Epinephelus fuscoguttatus (brown-marbled grouper), 3577 nucleotides long. It is a transcript of the gene il17rc, whose product is annotated as interleukin 17 receptor C. Bases 369 to 2345 code for a protein of 658 amino acids. Gene Ontology annotation, molecular function: interleukin-17 receptor activity. The record is from RefSeq and is a predicted model, not a curated record. The transcript has 15 exons. Lineage: Eukaryota; Metazoa; Chordata; Actinopteri; Perciformes; Serranidae.
GACAGAGGGAGGGACGUCUCCUGAGUCAGGACAGUGACGUGCUGUAUGAUUCAACUUUCAUAUUACUCUAACACUUCUAGGUAACUCUGACCAGAUGUACAGCUGAUCUGAGGGGAGAUACUUGCCUACAGUGGAUCAUUAAACACAGCCAUAAGUGAAAUCAGCCACAGCCACGCUCUAGCAGUUUGUCUCAGUUCACUGUCUUUCCGUGCCAGCGUUCACUUCCAGCCUAUCUUCAAGUUAAUCUCCAGCCUGAAGUCAUGAGGAAGAAGACAGUGAACUUGUUGAACAAGGUUGUCAUGUAGUUUCUGGAGAGAGAUGCUUGGAGAAAAAUGCUGUAGGACUCAAAGCUUCAGUUCUCAGCCAAGAUGUUUGUGCCUGGAUGGAUUAUGUGGUGUGUCUUACUGACUCCACACAUGUCAGCCCGUGGUUUGGAGAUUUCUGGAUAUGACAGCCAUGAAGUCAUUUGCUCACAGGGUCUGUCUGAUUGCACCAUGAAGGAUGAGCUGCUUCUUAUUGUGACAGAGAGUAAUGCUGUGGAUGUCCGAAACCUGACUCCAUCUUUUAAGCUUUGCUGCAAGGAAACGGCGCCGUGUACAUUAUGUCUGGUGAUAGACGCAGAGAUCACCAUCAAUCCGGAUAAAGACAUGGAGAAGGAAGGCCACUCCGGGCAUGAUGAAGAGGAUUACAGCGAGGAGAUGGAGAGGAAUCCAAAAGCGUCUGUGACGGUGUGUUACAGUGCAGUGUCUAGCAUGCCCAUGUGCAAGAAGGUGGAGUUUACGGUUAAUCACACAGCUCUCGCUCAGCCAAACCAGGCAAAGUUCUCCAUGGUGAUCACUGAGCCACCUGGGGUUUCCUACAGCAGUCAUGUGAUGGUUUAUUUUUCUAAACCAUCACAUCUAAGUCGAGAAGUUGUUGUUCCCUCUCUAGAUGAAGUGUGCUCCCUGGAGCUGAAGGAACGUGUAGAGGAGUGUCGUGUGCCCAGACUCAGCAGUGUAAUUAACACAGAGAUGAAUCAGGUGGAGCUGCAGUUUGGCAGAAAUGAAAGCCUCCCCUCUGUGUGCAUCCAGUAUGAGCAGAAUGGAAGAUGUCAGAAAUGGAGCAGGACGACCAUCCCACUGGACUCUGUGACCCCCUGCAUGUGUCUCAAGGUGUGGGAUGAGGAUGACCAGAGGUCAAGGCGCUCUCUCAGCUGCCCUUUCACUAACACAGAUUUCCUCCAAAGGCACGUGUGGCAGAAUGUGUCAGUGUCUGUAAACCAGGGUCAAAUGAUCAACCACCACACAAUGCUGCUGUGGAACCUGUCCGCCCCCUGCAGGCUGGAGGGUGAAGUGUGGCCCUGCUUCAAAGAGAGCAGCUGCCGGGAGAUGAAGGGCUUUAGACAGCAGCUGGCAAAUGGCACAUGGAGACAAAACAGCAAGGGGUUGUGGGAGAAAAUGGGGGUGUUUGAAGACAUCAACCUGCAGCUCUCACCAUGUGUGAUGGUGAAAGUAAAAGGAAUGGGACAUGAGCUGGGUCCGUUCUGUUUUAAGAACACUGACAGGCACCGCUGGAGUCUCCUGGUUGUUGGUGUCAUGCUGCUGGUUUGCUUGACUAUGCUCGUAGUUUAUCUCCUUCAUGACUUCGUCAAGAAAUGUGUGGGGCACUGCCGUUAUGUUGGCAGAGAGGGUCAUGUGGUGCUGCUGAGCCCCCCUGAUAUGGACGAUGGUGUUUCGGAGUCAGUGUGUCGACUUGGCUCCCAGCUCCGUACCCAGGGCUUCAGCGUGUCUGUGGACCAGUGGAGCAGAAAGGAGCAGUGCAAUCUGGGGCCUCUACCGUGGCUACACUCACAGCUGCUGGAGCUGAACAGCCAGGGUGGCCGAGUUGUGCUCGCCUUGACCCCCAAAGCCUUGAAGAAAGUGGAGGAAUGGACCCGUCUGAGCAAAGACGUUAUCAAGACGAAAGGGGAAGACAAGGGUCUCCCUCAGAUUUGUUCCCCUUACUCUGAUGUGUUCACGGCCUCCCUGUGCCUCAUUGAAGCGAACAAGCGGCUGGGCAGAGCCAAUGAACGUUUCCUUCUGGUGAAAUUUGACUCCCAUCACAUCAGUGACGAGAGUCUACCAGAGCUUUUUCAGGGGCUGCCCCUGUUCAAGUUUCCCUCUAAGACCCAGGCUCUCCUGUCUGCGCUGACAGUGGGAGGAACAGAGAGGGCAUCAGGGAAAAGGACAUGGACAGGGUGGAAAUGGAGUGGCUCAGAUGGAUGGAGAGCAAGGACUAAAGAGGAACAAAACCAGCAGAAGGACUCAUGCAGUAAAUAUGUUGGAGAUGAGAAAAACUUGGAGACAAAGCCUUUGAAGUGCCCAUAAAUUAUUGUUGCACAUUAUCGCUGCUCUGCUCAUAUGAAGGAUACGUUCAUCCAAACUGUGGAUGAGACUGGACAUUAUUAAAGGCUGGCAAUGAUCUAUAUUGUGGUUAUCUCCACCAGGCAAAAGACUGGAGGAGAUCGUGUGUUUGGUCGUGCAUGUGUGUGCGUGUCAAACUACUGGACCAGUCAGCCUAAUAUGUUGUAUGCACAUGUACAGUAUAAGUGUAUGCUCAAGGACCUCUUGUGGUUGUGGUGAUUAACACUUGUGAAAAAACCUGUUUGACUCUUUUACACCGUCACUGACUCCACACUCCUCUUAACCAGCCAGUAGGGGCUAAAAGUUUUCUUAAAAUCCGCUCAGCUAAAAAAACAAGCUUUACCAUCUUACCAUCAUCCUGGCUCAAAAACUGACAUCCAUAGAAAAGUUUAGUCUCAUUUUGGGCCCUAGCAUUUGCAGAUUAACCCAAUAUGUCAUGAUCCACUAAAGUUAGGCACAUGAUGAGAUGAAUUACGCCCCAUUUUUGUUUUCUUCACCACCAUCUUGACUGUAAGGGAAACAAUAGGGAUAAGUCCUCCACAGUCCUUCUGCAACCUGGUUCUGUUCUGUCUGCCGUAUGGCAUCAUACCACACCGGCAGCAUGUCAGAGGCGGAGCAUUUUCCCAUGAAAUGACCAACAACAAUACAUUAGUUCGUCUCUUCCAACUUUACUUCCCUGUCUGGAGUUUUCAGCCCCUAACCCGUUUAUAUUUACCAAAUAUGUUAAGUAAUUUCCUAAGGAUCUGCUGGACUGGAUGCUGUAGUCUUUAAGCAAACAUUACAAUACAAGUAAACAGUGUAUUUGUUGGGGACUAUUUUUCAGCUGUGAUGAUAUGUAUUGAUUCUAUGUGCUUGUGAACAUCUUAGGUAGCAGGAUGUAUUUAUGGACCUCAAAUAUCACUGCUGUGAAUGUAAUGAAGUGUUUUUAAUCAUUUAAAAAACAAUGGAAGGCUAUGGCAAAGAGGAAUAAGUUAUAUCAGGCUGUUUAUUUUGGUCCUUUUAUUGUAUUUGUUCAUUGUAAAAAAAAAAAUAUAUAAUAAUACAUAUAAUAUGAAGCCUAUAUAUGAAAUAUGAAAAGAAUUCUCCUUUAAGCUGUAAAAUGUUUAACCUAAAAUCACACAGACUCGUUGUAUCCAUGUACUGUAUCUGUCAGCACUUGUCUAUAAAUAAAUAUGCUUAUUUUUGUGCACAGCAGA